CUGUGGUUCGUCUAGGACUCCCAAAGGCGAACGGGCAGGUGACAGAUUCGCCGGGAUAUCGUGCUUCUCGUGCCUUGUUUUUUUCUCGCCGGACCCGAUAUGAUAGCGAUUAUUAAUCGGGCGACUACGCGCCGGACGCUUUCAUAGGCGCGAUCCGAGCUAUAAAUAUCGGGAUAAAACGCGCGGCGGGAUUUAAAUUUGGAGCGUAAUCGGGCGGAACAGCCGGCUCGACGAGGCGUGGAGGACGACGGCUAUUUUAAAACGAUAUCGGAAGGACCCUUUUUAUGACGGAUUCGGCGCGAGGCGACACUUCGGUGCGAUCGACGUUUCUCGAGGAUACCUUCGCCCAUCUUCGCCGUAACAUCAUUUAAUAUGGGGAUAAUAUUGUCGAGAUUUCGGAAAAAGAAGACGACAAUUGAAAUUUUAGAGAAUCUUGAUGCCCAAAUCAAAGAGAUUCAACGAUAUGGACAGACUACAGAACAGAGACAUAAGAAGAUAGUGGGAACUAUCAUCAUUUAUGGAGUUGUUCUUUACAUCAUGAUAGCAUUCAUCUUUUAUUUCUGUUUCUUUCCAGCUUCAUUAUAUGAUCAGCUCUUUUAUAUAACACCAUUAUUAUUUUUCCCAAUUUUAAUCCUUUUAACAAAGAAAAUGGUUUCAUGGUACUAUAAUCGUAAAAUUACUCAUAAUCAGGAAAAACUAUCUACGAUUAUAUUAGAGAAAAAGAAAAUAUUAGAUGAAGUUACUGAAACAGAAACAUAUAAGAAAGCUAAAGAAAUAUUAUUAAAGUUUGCACCAGAUGAAUUAAACAUGACACCUUUAACUCCAAAGUUUACUCAAAAGUUGUCAUUGCCUACUGAAACACCUCGACGUCCUAUGCCACAGGCUAUAAUAUCUCCUCAACCUGGAUCUGUAGAAUUAAGAAGACGGCCCAUAUCUCACAAUACACAAACUGGUGUAACUGGCACUGCUUUAGUAACCCCCAGCAUUAAACCAAUUAAUCAGCUUCAAAUUGUUCCUGUUCCAUCUAAUGCUAGAAUAAUUAAUCCUGCUUCUAUAGGUUUUCGAUCACCAUUACCACGACCUGUGCUGCCACAACAAAGAACUGUAAUUGAUCGUUUGGUUGAUUACUUAGUAGGUGAUGGUCCUUCAAAUCGUUAUGCUUUAAUUUGUCGGCAAUGCGAAUCACAUAAUGGAAUGGCUUUGAAAGAAGAGUUUGAAUAUUUCGCAUUCAGAUGUUGCUAUUGUGGUUUUUGGAAUCCAGCAAGAAAACAAAAACCUUGUGCUCCAAAAUUAGAUUUUGAUAGUCCUGCUGGAACUUCGAAUACAUCUGAAGCCGAUCCUCAUGAUGCAAAUGAAGAGUCAAUAAAACUUACUGAAUUGGAAACAUGUACGCAUUCGGAUACAGAUUCGGAUAUUGAAGUAGUUGAAAGACCAGGUGAAAUGUCUGAUACUCAAGAAUCAGAAUCUAAGGAAUUAUUAAAUGAGUAUGAAUCUGAUAAGAUAGAGACGUGACGCAGUACUCAUAAUUUUUGUAAUUGAAUAAUUAGCCUGAGGGUGAAAAAAAUGUUUGUAAAUCAGAGUUUCAAGUAAGUUUAAAAUUUAAUAAAGAAAAAGAAGAGAAUAUGAAAUAGGAGAAAAAAAUGAAACAUAAAUGGUGAUGAAAUAAAACAAAUUAUAAAAUAAUACAACACACAAUUAUACACAUACACAUAUAUAUAUAUAUAUACAUGAAUAAUUUGGGAGAAAAAUCAAGAUUUAUCUUAUAUUACAAAUGUAAUUGUGAAUUGAAAUAUCGCUUUAUAAUAUUGGAAA
Molecule: messenger RNA, 1812 nt
Organism: Camponotus floridanus (Florida carpenter ant)
Lineage: Eukaryota; Metazoa; Arthropoda; Insecta; Hymenoptera; Formicidae
Gene: Lnpk
Product: endoplasmic reticulum junction formation protein lunapark-B
Exons: 9
Coding region: 373-1512 (379 amino acids)
Biological process (GO): endoplasmic reticulum tubular network organization
Cellular component (GO): endoplasmic reticulum tubular network
Source: RefSeq, a predicted model, not a curated record